This is a messenger RNA of Microbotryum saponariae, 1785 nucleotides long. The record is from the annotation of a GenBank genome assembly. Lineage: Eukaryota; Fungi; Basidiomycota; Microbotryomycetes; Microbotryales; Microbotryaceae.
AUGGCAUCGUCAGCCGCUCGGUUCCUGAGGGAGUACAAGGUCCGUUCACGAUCCAUCACAUCAACUGUCGCCUCCGGUCCUAGGGGGCCCUACAUGUCCAUUCUGGGGGCACGAGCUACCAGAUCGGGGAACGCCACCCGAUGUAGGCAGCGUGUUACACAUCACGCCCCUCCCCCGCCGCCGCCGAGUCGAGCGUGUGAUCACCGACCCACUUUCCGCCCCUCCCGUCCUCCCGUCCCAGGGGACGAGGUUCGAGCGUCGAGGGCUGGAUGCGGGCGUGUGCGCAGACGCAGUUCCCGACUAGCGCACACACGCGCGCGGCGGAUUUAGACUGAAGCGAAUGUCUCUCACGAGCUCAAAAGCGGUGGGAUCAUUCCCUCGGUCCGAGCAUGAACCGGCAUAUAUCCGCUACGGGUCGUCGUAGAGGGGUCAACACUUGCGUCGCGUCGUGGGGAUCUCGAUCACUGAUCCCGCUUCAAUUACGGCUGCCCCUUCUCACAGCUCGUCGUGGUCGGAGGUGGUGGUGUCGGAAAGAGUGCCUUGACAAUUCGUGAGUCGGUGGAUAUCCCCACCCCCCAUUCGGUCACAGGUACACUUGGCUCAUAUCUAGUCGUCUUUACAAAUCACCAGAAUUCAUCCAGUGCGUACCGAACCGGCGAGACUCGAUAAACUGACCGCAUGGAACUGGCAAGCUCAUCUCAAAAGUGUGGUGGCUUCAAUUGGGGGUGGGCAACAGAUCACAUUUCGUCGACGAGUAUGACCCGACAGUGCGUAUCAUCCUAGACCAAACUCGGUUCAACCGCAGAGACUGACCUCGUGGCCCGACCCCUCUUUCCGUUUUCCCCAGAUCGAGGACUCGUACCGGAAACAGUGUGUGAUCGACGAGGAGGUCGCUUUGCUCGAUGUACUGGAUACCGCAGGACAAGAGGAGUACUCGUACGUUUGUCACCAUCAAUUCGGGGUCAAUAAGAUGGGGGAGACCAGGAUGCGGCGGCAUGUCAGGGGAGGACAAAGGGAAUCCGUGGAACCCGGACGAGAAUGUGGGGAGGGGAAAAGAUCGAGCGGGAAGGGGAACAGAGCAGGCAAGAGUUCAUCGAGAAAGAUCGGAAAGGGCUGACGGGACACUUCUUGUUCCGCUCAACAGUGCUAUGCGUGAGCAGUACAUGCGGACCGGGGAGGGGUUCCUGCUCGUCUACUCGAUCACAUCCCGCAACUCGUUCGACGAAAUUGGGACGUUCCACCAACAAAUCCUGCGUGAGUUGGGACAGUGCGAAUGGGAGAUGCGGGGCUUGGGCUGAACCGGACGGAAUACGUUUUACGUGACGCAGGUGUCAAGGACAAGGAUUCCUUCCCGGUGAUCCUGGUGGCCAACAAGUGCGAUCUCGAAUACGAGCGACAGGUGGAUUCGCAGGGUAAGCUUUGAGCAUGAAUCGAUUGGUAAUGGCGUCGAUGGGGAUCUUUUGCUGAUGCACAAGUCGAUCUUACAGAGGGCCGAGAUUUGGCGAAGCAUUUUGGGUGCCGCUUCAUCGAGACAUCUGCGAAGCAACGAUUAAACGUCGAGGAGGCCUUUUCAAACCUGGUUCGCGAGAUUCGAAAGUACAACAAGGUGCGUCGUUGAGUCAAGUGUUGCGUUGUUUUGAAGUAUGCUUGAGACUUAUGUCGCAGUUUUGCUUCGUAUAGGAACAAGCGGCAGGUCGACCAGGGGCACCUCAGAACGGGGCGGGCCAUUUCGAGACCGACGACAAGCAAUCGGCGGGGUGCUGCGGUGGUUGCGUGAUCCUCUAG